Molecule: messenger RNA, 1768 nt
Organism: Amphimedon queenslandica
Lineage: Eukaryota; Metazoa; Porifera; Demospongiae; Haplosclerida; Niphatidae
Product: WD repeat-containing protein 13-like
Exons: 13
Coding region: 211-1608 (465 amino acids)
Cellular component (GO): nucleus
Molecular function (GO): promoter-specific chromatin binding; protein binding
Source: RefSeq, a predicted model, not a curated record
UGAAUAUCUUAGCUCCGUUAGCAGGGUCUCCUUGAGGUAUACUCAUCUAUCAAAAAGGAAAGGAUAUACCAGCAGCAAACAGAAAGUUAGUAUACGGAGAUUGAAAAAUCUCAAGUUUCUCAUUCCUUCGCCUAUAAAGUUUUGGUGAUUUCAAUUUUACUAGAAUAUACGGGGAUUAUUGACCACGCCUAUUGGAGGGCGUAUAACAAAAUGGCGUCUAAUAAAGAAGUAAUGACGGUCACACAGCGUAUAAUUGGACUAGAUACUCAAUAUAAUCCAUUAAGACCGCUCCCUUCUAACCAAUACAAAAUGUUGUAUUUAAGGAGACGUAACCAAUUGCUGCAGGAGAAGGCUCGUAAUCGUGAUGAUCCUUCGAUUAGACGUUCAUAUUUAGUGAUGAGGUCACAGAUAUUAGGCAGUAGAUAUGGACCAAUUGAGAAAAAAUCGUCAUCUCACAAUAACAAAAAGAAUCACAAACAAAAUGCUGAUUCAUCAUUACCUAAGGCACCUGGAGAGACCUCCUUCCUCACUCCUUCUCCAAUGAGGUACCACUCAGCUGGUCUCGUACCAACCAGAGCGGCUCAAGCCAGCAGGGCUAUGGCUGGAGACAAUACGUUACAGGAACAUUAUGCUUUCUGUGGAAUGCAGCACAUUUUUGAUCAGCAUAAAGGAGGUGUGACUGUCAUUAAAUUUGCAAACGAUGAUCGUACUUUGUUGGCCUGUGGCAGUCGGGACGCUACUCUUAGCGUGUUUACUCUUGUCUCUGAGCCACCAUCUUUACACUGCACUCUCAGAGGACAUGAGAAAGAAAUUAAUGAUUUUGACUGGUCGAUUGGCAACGAUUUCAUAGUCUCCGCCUCCUCUGACGGGACCUACAGACUCUGGAAGUCCAACUCUGGGAAGUGUUUACGGAUCAUAUUCGAUACCAGUGGCUGUCACUCAAACUGCUGCUGCUUCCACUCACAAAAUGGAAACUUCCUUAUCACUGGUAACAGUAAAGGGCAGUUAAAGGUCUACAAUGUGUCGACAGGUAAAGGUGUCAAAGGUGGUAACAGUAAGACAGCUGGUUCCGUGCUCUCGCUAGCCCUGGAGUCCUCAGGGGGCGUGGUUUGGGCUAGCGACAGUAAAGGCUCCAUGUUCUCAUUUUUGAUGGACUCAGUGUCCGGCCGACUCCAGAGAUUAAAGAGACUGAUGAUAGAAGGAGGUGUCCCCAUUACUUCAGUCUCCUGUCGUACCUGGGCCAGUCGUGAAGCACGAGACCCAACCUUGUUAUUAUCCUGUGCCGAUAACUCCCUCAGACUAUACAGGAUAUUAAGUAAUGGAGAGGUAUAUUUAAAAAGGAAAAUGGCCGUGCCACAUUCUAACGAAGCCAUUCGUAGCGCCUUCUGUCCCCUAAUGAGUUUCCUUCAGGGGGCGUGUGUUGUGUCCGGAGGUGAGGACGGACACGUCUACAUGUAUGACAUAGAGACUGGGUCUCAGGUCAAUCGGCUUCAGGGUCACUCAUGUCCGGUUCUUGACGUAUCCUGGACUUACGAUGAGAGCUUACUAGCAUCAUGUGACAAUCAGGGAACUGUUAUUAUUUGGAAGAGAUGUGGCAAUGAUUCUUGAUAUUUUUAAUGACCAAAUAUGGAGAGUGUGUGUCCAUUAGCUUUUGGUUUUUUUAUGUUUUUGUGUUCGUUUUGAGAAAUGUCUUUUUUGCAUAAUAAAAAAUUGAAAACUAAUAAAACAGAAAAAGAAGAGAAUUAAGUAAUAAAUUACAACAGCUACA